Messenger RNA from Pelobates fuscus (common spadefoot toad), 1592 nucleotides. RefSeq names its product lectin, mannose binding 2 (gene LMAN2). The record is from RefSeq and is a predicted model, not a curated record. Gene Ontology annotation, biological process: endoplasmic reticulum to Golgi vesicle-mediated transport. Bases 70 to 1086 code for a protein of 338 amino acids. Gene Ontology annotation, molecular function: D-mannose binding. Gene Ontology annotation, cellular component: endoplasmic reticulum-Golgi intermediate compartment; COPII-coated ER to Golgi transport vesicle; endoplasmic reticulum membrane. NCBI's taxonomy places the organism in Eukaryota, Metazoa, Chordata, Amphibia, Anura, Pelobatidae. The transcript has 8 exons.
GCUGACAGGUGGGAGACCGGACGUGACGUAGCAGGAAGCAGGAAACUGUCCUGGAAGGCGACUGUAGUGAUGGCGGUGGUCUUGUGUCACCAUGGAGUCGCUCUCCUUUUCCUCCCUUUGCUUAUAUUGCACCCUAGAAGCACUGCUGACAUGACAGACGGGAAUAGUGAGCACUUAAAGAGGGAGCACUCUCUUAUCAAGCCAUACCAAGGUGUAGGUUCCAGUUCAAUGCCAUUAUGGGAUUUCAGUGGAAGUACAAUGCUGACUAGUCAGUAUGUGCGCUUGACGCCAGAUGAGAGAAGCAAGGAGGGUUCAAUCUGGAACAGAAUACCUUGCUUCUUGAAGGAUUGGGAACUUCAUGUGCAAUUUCAUGUCCAUGGGUCCGGAAAGAAAAAUCUCAAUGGAGAUGGCUUUGCUUUAUGGUAUGCAAGGGAUCGGCUACAACCAGGUCCUGUCUUUGGAAACAGAGACAAGUUCCAUGGUUUGGCUAUAUUCGUGGACACAUACCCCAAUGAUGAAACAACAGAGCGUGUCUUUCCUUAUAUCUCUGUAAUGGUGAACAAUGGAACUGUAGAGUAUGACCACAGCAAAGAUGGGCGUUCCGCAGAAUUGGCAGGCUGUACAGUUGAUAUCCGCAAUAGGAAUCACGACACGUUCCUAGCUGUGCGCUAUUCCAGGGGCCGUCUUACGGUGAUGACUGAUAUUGAAGAUAAGAAUGAAUGGAAGAACUGUGUUGAUAUAUCUGGAGUCCGGUUGCCCACAGGAUACUUUUUUGGAGCAUCUGCAGCUACUGGAGACUUAUCAGAUAAUCAUGAUAUCAUCUCUAUGAAGCUUUAUCAGCUAAUGGUUGAACAUUCACCAGAUGAUGAGAAUAUUGACUGGACUAAGAUAGAGCCCAGUGUGAGUCUGCUGAAAUCUCCCAAAGAUAAUGUUGAUGACCCAACAGGGAACUUCCGCAGUGGCCCCCUGACUGGCUGGAAAGUGUUCCUGUUGCUUUUAGCCGCACUGUUGGGUAUUAUAGUCUGUGCUGUUGUGGGAGCAGUUGUGUUUCAAAAACGUCAAGAAAGAAACAAGCGCUUCUAUUAGCUGGAUGUUGCAGAGAACAUUAUGAAUGCCCAAAUGUGAACUUUGUUGUGUUUUUUUUUUUUUUUAAAUUACAGAUUGUACAAAAUUAUUACUUUUGUAGGUUAAAAAAAAAACCCAUAUAAUUUGUGAUAUUUUCAUACUUUAGUUCACGGUAGGUGGGAUUUAAAUCUUAAUUUAGUUCUGUAAUUUUUUUUUUACUUUUUUUUUUUUUUUUUUUUUUUUUUCUCAGUUUUUCUUUUAAAAUUUUGGGCAAAUGAAACAACAUAACUUUUGACGGCUUUGCAUAGAGAUUUUGGGAAGCUAUGCCUAUGACUCUUACUCUCAGAUUAUAUUGCAAAGCAUUCUACUUUACUGACUGUCAUCUGAUACAGCCUUUUAGCAGCAAGAUCCUGUGGAUUAGUACAGCUGCUCCGCACAGAUGAAUGUCAAUCACAAGAGGCCACAGGUAUCAUGGUCUCAAAGAACUAAACAUGGGAUUUAAUUAAAAUGCGUGGGUCUUUCCUCUA